GAAGACGAGAGGAGAGAGAUGCAGGUAUAUAAAGCUGCUGUGUGACAGAGCAUCAGUGGAACACAUGAACACGUUUCCAGACAGAGAACAGAGGACGCAAACAAGAAAAGAGGGGAAAGGGAAGAAUCCUCAAAGACAUGCAGCCAAACGAGAUGAACGUUUUUCUAGCUGUGUUUUGCGUGCUCAGCAUCCUCCAGCUCUGUGACGGAGUAUCCAGCAGUGGAGAAUGCUACUUCAACUCAAAAGCCAGCUGUGAACACAACGGCCGUGUAUUUGACAUUGGGGAUGUCUGGAUAAAUGAUGAAUGCUUCCAGUGUGUGUGUUUCGAGCCGUUUGGAGUGGGCUGCUGUGAACUUGGAAAGCAGCCAGUCGAUUACCCACCCUGGUGCGAGGCCAUUAGGAAAGCAGACUCCUGCACAGUUGCUGUGGUGAUGAAGGCCAACCAUAAACUUCCCUGUCUGUUUGGAGGGAAGAGCCGCCUUUGGAAAUCAGAGAACGACGCACUCUUCUAGACUACACUACUGAAUUCACUCAUGCAAAACACUCAUUUAGCCCAAAUAUACAGAUUAUUCACGAUGUUUAGCCCAAAUAUACAGAUUAUUCACUA
Carassius auratus (goldfish) is the source of this 607-nucleotide messenger RNA. RefSeq names its product prostate-associated microseminoprotein-like. The record is from RefSeq and is a predicted model, not a curated record. NCBI's taxonomy places the organism in Eukaryota, Metazoa, Chordata, Actinopteri, Cypriniformes, Cyprinidae. The coding region runs from base 138 to 512 and encodes 124 amino acids. Gene Ontology annotation, cellular component: cytoplasm. The transcript is spliced from 4 exons.